AUGGGACCUGCUGGCUUCCACGGCUGCUCGUGGACAGUGAUCCUCCUCUCAGCCUUACUUCUGACGACGUGGAGCCCCCCAGCUGCUGCUGCCCUGCAUAGCAACACCCAGACGGAGAGAGCUCUACAGGCCAAGCCCUCCCUCACAGUCAGUCAGAGCGUUGUCACAGAGCAGAGGGAUAUGGCAGUCUUCUACUGUAACACUAGUACUGAUAAUGCCACCAUCCACUGGGCCUCCAACAACUCUCCACUUGUGUGCAAUGAGCGCAUGAAGCUGUCUGCAGAUAAAAAGACCCUCACCAUCCUCAUUGUCCAGCGGGAGGACUCAGGGUCUUACCUGUGUGAAGUACAGCACGGCUUUGAAGUUCAGAGAAGUGACAUUGUCUCGCUGGAGGUGAACUAUGGUCCUGACCCUGUGUCGAUCAAGCUGGAUUCAGGAGUAGCCACUGGGGAUGUGGUUGAAGUGAUGGAAGGCCACACCGUGAACUUCUGGGUGGAAGCACAGUCCUGUCCUGUCCCUGCCUAUGCGUGGUAUCUCCCCAGUGACUUUAUCCAGCCCCCCACCACAGGAACAUUCACCAUCCAUGCUGUGUCCAGGGAACACGAGGGCAUAUAUAGGUGCCUGGUAGCCAACCCUGUCACCAACUUGUCCCGCCUAGGUGUUGUCAAAGUCCAAGUGCUUGAAAAAGUGACUGUACCGUAUAUCGAGUUCCCAACCUCAGACCUUGUGGAGAACGCCACCUCUGUGAAGCUGACCUGCAAAACUAGUCAUGAGAGGGUUGAUGUCCAUUGGUUUCUGAAGGGUCAGCCACUCAGGCCUAGUGAGCGUCUGACACUGUCAUCCCAAAACAGAACCCUUACCAUUCAUGGCCUUCAGAGAGAUGAUACUGGACCCUAUGAGUGUGAGGUGUGGAACUGGGGUAGCCAGGCACGCAGCGUCCCUCAGAUGCUCAUCAUCAACUAUGGCCCUGACCGAGUGGACAUCACCCAGGGGUCAGCGUCUGGAGUGGUCAGCACUGUUGAAGCAAUGCUCAACACCAGCCUGACCCUGCACUGCCGGGCUGACUCCAAACCAGGUGCCAGGUAUCACUGGACCCACGAGCACUCCUCUGAGGUGCUUGAUGGGGAGCAGCUGAGCAUCAAGGCACUGAGGCAGGAGCAUCAGGGCACUUACACCUGUACGAGCUCCAACGAUGUCACCGGCCUGGCCCGAUCCGCCUCUGUCCUGGUCAUGGUGGUGGGUCUCCAGUCAUCCUCUAUGUCUCCUGGAGCCAUCGCUGGCAUCGUUAUCGGGAUCCUGGUUGCCAUUGCUUUGGUGAUAGGACUGGGCUACUUCCUCUACAGCACAAAGGACAGAUGGACCCACAGAUCAGCCAGUGGUACAAUGAGCUCAAAUACCAUACAACCCACCUCUGUGAUGCAGAAUGCCCCAGAGUCCAGACACAACAAACCAAAGACUGUGCAUGACAAUACACCGAAGCCUGAAGGAGAGGCCAGAGGCAAAAAGAUGCAGCCAUCGCCACGUGUCUCCCCAGAGCAGUUCUAUGAGAGGAAACCACCUUCCACAGCUCCUGAGGGCCCCAGGAAGCCAUUGCCCCAAAUCCCGAAGCAGCCAUUGGUCCCCCCGGGGCCAGGAAGAAAUGAAGAGUCAAAUUAUGAGAAACUGCUGAAUUCAAACCAUAGUCUUUACUGCAAGAUCAACCCAUCAACCUGA
This is a messenger RNA of Mastomys coucha (southern multimammate mouse), 1713 nucleotides long. RefSeq names its product CEA cell adhesion molecule 20 (gene Ceacam20). Gene Ontology annotation, cellular component: cell surface. Gene Ontology annotation, biological process: heterophilic cell-cell adhesion. Bases 1 to 1713 code for a protein of 570 amino acids. The record is from RefSeq and is a predicted model, not a curated record. The transcript is spliced from 12 exons. NCBI's taxonomy places the organism in Eukaryota, Metazoa, Chordata, Mammalia, Rodentia, Muridae.